AUGAGUCUCCUGUCGCGUGUCUCUGCUGCUAUGCAGCGCAUUGCCCCUCUCAGCCUGGCUGAGUUGGAAUGGGACAAUGUCGGAAUCUUGCUGGAAGCCGCCAAGCCCCGCGCAAACGCUAACAAAGUUUUCCUGACCAUCGACCUAACCACGGCCACCCUCGAAGAGGCUCUCAAGGACCCAUCGGUUGGCGUCAUCGUUGCCUACCAUCCCCCGAUUUUCUCUGCGUGGAAAUCCCUGACGAUGGGCAACCUGAAGCAGAGCCUUGUUCUCAGGUGCGCCUCCGCUGGUGUCUCAAUAUACUCGCCGCACACGUCACUGGACAGCUGUGCCAACGGCAUCAACGACUGGCUGGCGUCGCUGGUCGGCGAGGGCAAGGUGACUCCGAUCACCCCUGCCAAGGUCGAGAACGCCGCCGGCCAGGAAAACGCUGGCCACGGUCGUCUUCUCGAGCUGGCAACGCCGCGCUCUCUCAGCGAUAUUGUCGCUGGCGUGAAGACCCGCCUGGCGCUGAACCAUGUCCGCGUGGCUCGUGCGCCGCGCCAUGAGCAGGACGAGGAGCUGGUGUCCAGGAUUGCCAUCUGUGCCGGCUCCGGUGAAUCGGUGGUUGGUCCUGUUGCUGCAGACCUGUACUUUACCGGCGAGAUGGGCCACCAUGACGUGUUGGCUGCCGUUGCCAAGAACACCAGCUGCAUUUUGGCCGAGCACACCAACACUGAGCGUGGGUACCUUCAGGGAACUCUGAAGGCCCGUCUGCAGCAGGAGCUGAACGCCGACUUUGAAAGUGACUCCACCGAUGUCCUUGUCAGUCGGUUGGAUCGUGACCCAAUCACUAUCGAGUGA
Messenger RNA from Kickxella alabastrina, 843 nucleotides. Its product is annotated as GTP cyclohydrolase 1 type 2/Nif3. Gene Ontology annotation, cellular component: mitochondrion; cytoplasm. The transcript has 2 exons. The record is from RefSeq and is a predicted model, not a curated record. NCBI's taxonomy places the organism in Eukaryota, Fungi, Kickxellomycota, Kickxellomycetes, Kickxellales, Kickxellaceae. Bases 1 to 843 code for a protein of 280 amino acids.